GUUGAAUUGGACCAAAAUGAUCAAAUUAAUACCGAUAAUUCUCUAAAAGGUUUAUUUUAAAUCUUUAUAAGACCCGCCCCAUUUAUUUAUACGACUGAUCUAAUCCAUUUAUAAAUGUUUUUUUUUUUUUGACAAACCCUACCUCUCUCUCAGUAAUCCAUUGGAGCGCACUCAACGUUAUCCAUUGAAUCGCAGUUCACGUUCUCGGUUCAGCGCCUUCUAAUACUUGUAUCCCCCAUGGAAGAAAAUACUGGCGAAUAUUUUAUGAGUCCUGAAAGCCAAUUUGAAGAUAUCAAGUUCAAUCUUGGGUUUGACCACUCCCCAAGUACUCUUUUGGAAUGGGCUGAUACAUUUGAUCUUAUUCCUAAAUUACUUGAAGUAGAAGAGGCUGCUUUCCUUGUUCCAUAUUACAACUUAUUGACUGAAAUCAAAAGGCUUGCUGGUAUCGACGACAAGGAUCAGUUUGCCUCUUUCCUGAUAGCCAACCGUGAGUUGGUGCAGAAAUAUCCUCCAGAUAAGGUUUUAGAGUUGAUCUGCCAGCAUUCUGCUGUUGCUUGUGCUACUGCAUUGCUUGAAUCUGGACUCGAUGUGGAUAUAAAUUCGGUUUAUGAUACGGUAAUGUCCCCGUUGCACAUGGCGGCUCAUAACUUAUCUUAUGGCAUGACUAAGGUUCUUUUAGAUCAUGGAGCUGAUACUCAGCUUAAGCUUGAUGCUAAUGGUUUCGGAACCCCACUUAGUACUGCGCUCAGUGCAUUCAAGUGCGUGCCUCGUUCCCAAACCUUCCUGUUUCAUGGUUUCUUUAGUUGACUUUUAGGAGAUUUACUCUUGGGUUUGUGUUUUCAAUGUCACAGUAAGCUUAAAUAUUUUGAACAAGGUUGCACUGCUGAAAAUUCCAUCCUCAAGCUUUUCUACUUUUUCUGCUUGCCAGAAUUGGUGAUCAUCAACUUUUAUUGUUCUUUCCAGUCUUUAACUUACCACUCUUGAAAAUAAAGUUCCUGCUUUGACUUAGUCCUAUGCUUGGCAGAAAGAACCCCUUGAUACUAUCAGACUGCUGGCGUCACAUAGUCAUAAAGUCGAGGAUCUUUGCAUUGCUUUGAUGAAUCAUGGUUCUGCCCAAACAUAUGCUGUAUUAUUGUUGGUUGCUUGGGAUAAGCUCAUGGUCUCGUCUGCUGAGGGGGGCCUAGAGACUACCCCAGUUGGGCAACACAUAUCUCGGGGGUUAAGAAAUGCAUCAUACCUGCAUGAGAUAUGUGGUUUCACUUGCGAUAAGAUCAUAAUGGAAAGGGUGGUAAAGAAUUUGACGAUAGCAUGGCAUGUGGUCAAAACUAUGUCGAUGACUAGAGGUGUCCUUGAGCGCUAUUAUCACUCAACGGCUGAGGAAAACCUUCUCAGUAUUUCGUAUUUAUCUUCUUUAUAUCUGUUUUUUUUUUUUGGUUUAAAUCCUCCUCCAACCAUUUGCUAUUAUGCUACUCGAUGUUAAAUUGUUUUGAGGUGGUUUUCA
Molecule: messenger RNA, 1501 nt
Organism: Chenopodium quinoa (quinoa)
Lineage: Eukaryota; Viridiplantae; Streptophyta; Magnoliopsida; Caryophyllales; Amaranthaceae
Exons: 2
Coding region: 238-807 (189 amino acids)
Biological process (GO): positive regulation of protein catabolic process; protein ubiquitination
Molecular function (GO): protein binding
Source: RefSeq, a predicted model, not a curated record